Messenger RNA from Exaiptasia diaphana, 2015 nucleotides. Its product is annotated as G-protein coupled receptor 1. NCBI's taxonomy places the organism in Eukaryota, Metazoa, Cnidaria, Anthozoa, Actiniaria, Aiptasiidae. Bases 175 to 1251 code for a protein of 358 amino acids. The transcript has 15 exons. Gene Ontology annotation, cellular component: plasma membrane. Gene Ontology annotation, molecular function: G protein-coupled receptor activity. The record is from RefSeq and is a predicted model, not a curated record. Gene Ontology annotation, biological process: cell surface receptor signaling pathway; adenylate cyclase-activating G protein-coupled receptor signaling pathway.
UAAGUAACCAAAUACYUAACAAUAUUCGCUUUUGGUUUCUUGCAGUAGUGAUCGUUCUUUCGAUUGGAUCGAMGGAAGCCUGCGUUUCUCGGCCUCUCCAACUCACCAUUAAAUGGUAUUAACAGUAUGCUGAGAAGAUGAAGUGUUUUUGACUGCUAUAUCGAUCAGAUCAAGAUGGCGAAGAAUUGUUCCUUGUUCCCCGAAAACCCAGAACAUUGUACGACGAUUGUAGCAGUGAAAAGAGUGCUUGCCGUUCUGUCGAUGGUUGGAUGCUUAUUCAUCAUUUUURUAAUAUGGCUUUUCAAGAAGUACAAAUAUUUUGCUCAAAGGCUGAUCCUAGCUUUGAGCAUUGCUGCCUUCCUGGAUGUAAUUUCUUUUUUAAUGGGUGAUCUUCAUCCUAAGGAUGGACCAGCUUGUGUCUUUCAAGCUUGGUGGCUGUCAUUCUUUGAUUUUUCUGUAUUGCUGUGGGUGAGCUGCAUCACAUUUAAUCUGUAUUGGAAUGCAAUAAAAAAUACCAGAACAGAGAAAUUUGAAAAGUUGUACCAUUUAUGUUCAUGGGGUAUAUCACUUAUCAUGGCGUGUAUUCCACUCUUUGGCAACCGUUAUGGACCUGCUGGAGCUUGGUGCUGGAUCAAACGAAACAUGCCUAAUAGUACUGUAUGGAGAAUGAUGAUGUGGUAUGUUCCAUUGUUCAUCAUUGUGUUUGCCAUGUUUGCUGUGUAUAUAUAUAUCUUUGUGGUCUAUAGACGACAGGCUAAAACCUGGGCGGGAACCUAUAAUGCUGAAGAUGAGCGCAAUAGGGCCAUGAUGAAAGAGCAUGUCAAGCCGCUAAUGGCAUACCCAUGUAUAUACUUGGUGACGUCAAUAUUUCCAUUAGCUCACAGAAUCUACAAUGCAACUUCUUCUACUCCUAAUUUCCCUCUACUACUCCUUCAUGUGAUUUCCAAUCCUUUAGCAGGGGCGCUUUUUGCCAUUGUAUUUGGUAUGGACAAGGAGACUUUUAGCCGGCUCAACUGGCCACAAAUGAAGCUUGCUUUUGCUCAACAUUCCCGCGCAAGRAAACCUUUGGUCAGAGAAUAUCCUGUGGGCGAUACUACAGAAGUUCGUCCUAAYGACGACUCAUCGUGGUCAUCUACGUCAUCAGAGUCUCCACCAGUCCCUCCCCAAGAAUCUGAUAUCACACGUCGUGACACUGGUGCAGUUACCACUGAAGAUUCUACGGCAACUGGUUCAAAUAUAAAAUCAGAUUAAUGGAGUUAGUAGCUUGGAAAACACGCACUCUGCGUCUUGUACGUCCUAUGUCUACUACUGAGGAACGUCUCCUAAAUUGACACCUCAUAUUAACACUUCCUUAAUGCAGACACUUUUAUAUAAUGGAUUAUUCUCAAAAUAUGGACUGUCCACCUCCAAAAUAUGGAGGCUUCCAUACCUAUUGCAAACAUUGCAAACACCAAAAUACGAACGUUUCCAUCCCAAUCACGACUACCUCGACCACAAUACCACCCAGUAAUGCGGUCACCUUUAAGGAAAGACAUUACACGGUCAUCGUUGGUAGGAAAAAAACUCCUUAAUUUCGUACACUGACGUUGUUUCUGAUGGUUUCUUGUCAACAUGUAGUUUGCAACAACAUCAGAAGAUUACAUUUACUGAAUAAUGCAAGAURUCAAGAUUUUUUUACUAGCAUUAUACAAGCUAAAAAAUCAUUAAAAGUAGAAAUGGAUUGAGUUCCUACGCACGGACCUUGAAGUCAGGGCGGGGCUCAAUUUCCCAAUUCUAACAAAAAACCUUUCGUGUAAAAGUUUUGCGAAUAAAUGACAUAAGCGAACUGAAUAGUCAAGAAAAACUAAAGUUUUAUUCUAUGUACUUUUUCCGACAAUUUCGUAUUACAGAUGUAUUCACAACAGAAGGCAGAUAGUGAAUGGUUGUUAACUCAUUAAAUUAAUGUAAGGUAUGCAUAAAAGUACAGUCAAAACAUGGUGGAUUGUCAAUAAACUCAACAUUACACUUUUGAAGGA